ACAGAUCGCUAAGUUUUUAAAAAUUCCGCUAAUUUCUGGGUAAUGGAGUACAUAAAAAAUACAUACAAAGAACAUACGAAAUUACAAUUUGCAGGUUAUGGGAAGUUGUGCGAGGUUAUGCGAAGAUAUGCGAAGCAUGCAUAAUCAGACCAUAAGUUUGGUUUUACCCGCUUUUGUCAACACGCGUGAAUCACCGGCAUGUCCGUCAUUCGUUCGAACGAGUGCGAUCCCCCCGAGCAAGGGCCGACGAAAUCCAAUGGCGGGGAAGAACCCAUCUCAAAUGGCUGUCUCAUCAACACGAUGAACAGCGAGUGAACAAAAGUUCAUUUUUAAUCGUGCAUUUGAUCGAAGUAGUUGUAAAUUGCGCAAAAAGUGUCAUUUGCGUGUAAUACAGAAAAUACAGUUGAAAUAUUAAAUAUUUCAUUAAUAUUUCGAUAUUCUUUUCCUAUCGCAAUCAAGAAAUAACGAUGUUUGUAUAAUAAGUGCGUUCAUUAGCAAGGGUAGAUUAACGCAUGGUGCUUACGCGUGCAAACAUAUUACAUACAGUACAUACAUACAUAAGUAUAUAACUGAAUUAUAAAAAAUUGUAAAACAACCAGCAUAAUGAUUAACGAUUAUAUCGAUAUGGAUACAAAAAGUAUUCGCUAUGUGAGUGAAUCGUCAAACGCUAGCACAAGUGGCUAUUCAACCAUGUCGCCUGGGCAUGCUAGUUUACAAUCAACGCCACCGUCGCCCUCGCAAUCUCCGGCAUCUUUAUUGCAGACUGAAUUUUCAAAUUUGAACUUACCCUCGGUGUCGCCUCAACCAUGUUAUGCCACAUUACAAAAUGCAACUCUGGUGUACAACAACCAAAAUGUUCUUCCCUCGGCUCCAACAAACAACUACAUUCACUAUAAUAUUCCUGGCACAGGUAUGCCUUCAACAAUGGUUUCGUUAACACAACAUCAAUACGGUGGACUGCAUCAACAAUCUUCACAAAUGUUGCCAAACCUUUCUGUGCCAUCUGCCUCCACGAUACCAACCGGUUUAUCACAUGGAAAAUAUCCUGCGGAGCUGCGAAUACUAGAACAUCCGGUCGAAAAAUUUCGCUUUCGUUACAAGUCUGAAAUGCAUGGAACACAUGGUUCGCUGAAUGGCGCCAAUUCAAAACGCACUCCUAAAACAUUUCCGGAGGUUGAGCUUUGCAAUUUUAAUGGUAAAGCGGUGAUACGUUGCAGUCUUUUUCAAACUAACCUUGAGAGUCCCCAUUCACACCAGCUGGUUGUGCGUAAGGACGAUACGGACAUUUGUGACCCACAUAAUUUGAUUGUUUCACCUGAGCGCGGCUAUGUGGCGCAGUUUCAAAAUAUGGGUAUCAUACACACUGCAAAGAAAUUUAUAUUUGAAGAGUUGUUGAAGAAAAAAAUGGAUCGUUUGAAGUUUGAGUUGGCCCGAAAUGAGCUGACAACGAAGGAAGUACAGGAGCUACACAAACAAACGGAAAAGGAGACGAAAGAAAUGAAUCUUAAUCAGGUGCGCUUAUGUUUCGAAGCAUUCAAAGUAGAGGACGAUGACAUCACAUACACGCGUAUAGCAGCUCCAGUCUACACGAACCCCAUUAAUAAUCGCAAAUCGGCCCAAACUGGUGAACUUCGCAUUUGUCGUCUGAGUAUUGUUACAGGUAGUGUGUCGGGAGGUGAUGAUCUCAUUCUUUUAGUAGAAAAAGUAAGCAAGAAAAAUAUUAAAGUACGAUUCUACGAAACCAACGAAGAUGAUGAGAUUGUUUGGGAAGCCUAUGGAAAAUUCCGUGAAUCCGAUGUACAUCAUCAGUAUGCGAUUGUUUGCCAAACACCGCCAUAUAAAGAUAAAGAAGUAGAUAGACCUGUGGAUGUUUAUGUAGAACUGGUGCGACCUUCUGACGACGAACGUAGUUAUCCACCGGCAACAUUCCGAUACAAGCCACGCGAUAUCGUUGUGUCACGUAAACGUCGUCGAACCUGCUCGAGUGCCACUAGUAGCUCGGGAUCAGGAAGUUCCCUAAGUUCCUUCGAAUUACCAAAGCCAGUGCAGGAACAAACAGCUAACAUAAAAAUGGAAGUAUCACAGACUCAAAUGCAAUAUACAGACAUGGGCAGUUCUCACUAUAUGAAUCAGCCAACCAUAAGUGAAGAAUAUGAUAAAAACUUCCAAAUCAGCAAAUUGAUAGGUAGCGAUAUAUUCAAGGAGUGUAUGCAUAUGAACUCGGAAGAGUUGGCCAAGAUUUGUCCCACAGAUUCGACGGACGCUAUAGAUAGUUUAUAUUCUGAACUUUCUUCAACUGGUACACUUGUCGAGGAUGGUACAUCCUCAACAUCUCUGACAAAUCGACAACUUUCCAGUGAUAUGCGCAAGAUUUAUGUGAAGUCUAUAUUAGGCACACAAGUGGAUGUCCAUACAAAUAGUAAUUUGGAGCGAAUUUUUAAAAUAUUUGAUGGAAUUCGAACCACCAAGAAUUUAGAUCAAGAUACGUUUGCCAAGGCUGCUAAAAUGGUUGAUGAAAUAUUUAUUGAACAUGCUGAAAGGAAUGAAUUGCGGGAGAGUAUUCUACAUGAGAUCAUAGUCAGCGAUAAUCCCAAACUCGUAAUGAAAACCUGCCACAUAUUGGAUUAUUUCAAACUAAAAUACCUAUUCAGCAAAGUGCUAAAUGCGCGCAAUGAGAGUGCUUUACAUACAGCAUGCCUAUACAAUCGUGAAAAAUACAUUCGUCCCCUAAUAGGGCUCGGCUGUGACCCAAAUAUUCAAAACACCUAUGGCGAUACAGCCCUACACAUAGCUGUGAAAGAACACCACCAAAAAUGCAUUGAAAGUUUUCUCAACAGUGAUAUACAACCCGAUUUGACAAUUAAGAACGAUGAAGGCUUCACGCCUCUUCAUUUAGCAAUUCGCCAAAACAACUAUGAUGUUGCUAAGAAAUUAUUGCAACACGAUCGUAGUGCGGCGCUUGUUCCCAACGCAAAGGAGUGCAACAAUGGUUUACAUAUGGCGGUAUUGCAAUCAAAUUUUGAACUUGUCAAAUUAAUAUUGGAUACUACACAAAAUGUAUCGGAAUUAAUACGGGCAUCAAAUGCGGCAGGACGAACUGCCGGCGAUUUAGCCAGCGAGCUGGACUCUAAGAUGGGAAGCCAAAUUAUCACGUGGUUUGCUUCACUUGGUUACAAUGUAGAUUAUGAUAAUCGUUUGGUCAUAAAAGAAGAAGAGAUGUCUUCAUCUUCAAAUGAAGAUGAUGAAGAUGCUGAAAGUACGAUCACUGUAACCAAUAUAUCUGACGAAAUUAAGGAUAUUGGAAAAUUUAGAAUAAAGGAUGAAUUCGUAGGCAUGGGAUUAGACGCUGGAGAAUUACAGCGUGAUAAGCUGAAAAAUCAAGUACUACCAUGCAAUUUCGAUGAAUUAUUGUGCGAUGAAAGUAGAUAUCGUGCUCUUGCCAACGCUUUGAAUGUACAAGAUAAAUGGAAGAGAUUAGCAGUGCCAUGCAAAAUGCAGCAUCUACUAUGCUUAUGGAAUAACGCUGAUGAUAUGCUGGAGUAUAUGCGCAAAAACAUAGAUUACGAAACGUUUGUGUCGGCGUUAGAGCUUAUAGAUAAGAAAAUAUUAAAAUUACUACAAGAAGGAUAAAUACGGAUAUAUGCACAUACCAUCCUACUUGUAUCUAGAAUUACGUUUAUAUGUCUAAAUUAUAGGUAUUAGAAAAUAAAAUAUACCUGCUUACGUAAAUAUUAUGUAUGCAUUUCAUACGUAGAA
This is a messenger RNA of Rhagoletis zephyria (snowberry fruit fly), 3756 nucleotides long. RefSeq names its product nuclear factor NF-kappa-B family member relish (gene Rel). Gene Ontology annotation, molecular function: RNA polymerase II cis-regulatory region sequence-specific DNA binding; DNA-binding transcription factor activity, RNA polymerase II-specific; protein binding. Gene Ontology annotation, biological process: regulation of DNA-templated transcription. The record is from RefSeq and is a predicted model, not a curated record. Gene Ontology annotation, cellular component: cytoplasm. NCBI's taxonomy places the organism in Eukaryota, Metazoa, Arthropoda, Insecta, Diptera, Tephritidae.